Ananas comosus (pineapple) is the source of this 2709-nucleotide messenger RNA. RefSeq names its product E3 ubiquitin-protein ligase ORTHRUS 2. Gene Ontology annotation, molecular function: ubiquitin protein ligase activity; metal ion binding. Bases 99 to 2441 code for a protein of 780 amino acids. Gene Ontology annotation, biological process: protein ubiquitination; negative regulation of gene expression via chromosomal CpG island methylation. The record is from RefSeq and is a predicted model, not a curated record. The transcript has 9 exons. Lineage: Eukaryota; Viridiplantae; Streptophyta; Magnoliopsida; Poales; Bromeliaceae.
AUCUCUUCUCGUCUUCUCUCUCUCUAAAACCCUUCUUCUUCUUCUUCUUCUUCUUCUUUGGUAAAACCCUAAGAGCUCGUUCUCGUUUUCGUGCUCGAAUGGCGACGGAUCUCCCAUGCGACGGGGACGGCGUGUGCAUGGUGUGCAGGGCGAGGCCCCCGGAGGGGGAGGCCCUGACCUGCCGCACCUGCGCCACGCCCUGGCACGUGCCGUGCCUCUCCGCUCCGCCCCAGACGCUCGCCGCCGCCGCCGAUUGGCUCUGCCCCGACUGCUCCGCCCCCGCCGCCGCCUCCCCCGCCGCCGCAGCCGCCCCCGCCGGCGGCGCGGCCGCCGCCGGGCUGAUCGCGUCGAUCCGCGCGAUCGAGGCCGACGCGUCGCUCACCGAGCAGGAGAAGGCGCGGCGGCGCCAAAUCCUCAUCGGCGGCGCCGCCGCCGACGACGACGACGAAGAGGACGACGACGACGACGAGGACGACGACGACGGAGACGCGAACAGGAAGAUGAAGAAGAAGAAGAAGAAGGGGAAGGGGGGAGCCGACGACGUGCUCGAUCUCCUCGACGAGAAGUUCAACUGCUCCUUUUGCAUGCAGUUGCCGGAGCGCCCUGUUACUACGCCAUGCGGUCAUAAUUUCUGCUUAAAGUGCUUCCAAAAGUGGGUGGGCCAGGGCAAGCUGACCUGCGCAAAGUGCCGAUCAUCUAUUCCUGCCAAAAUGGCCUCUCAGCCAAGAAUCAACUCAGCUCUUGUUGUCGCUAUUCGAAUGGCCAAAACCGCGAAAUCCAAUAAUUCUAACGGCCCGACACAUGUAUACCAUUUCAUGCGCAAUGAGAACAGACCAGACAAGGCAUUUACUACUGAGAGGGCUAAGAAAGCUGGGAAAGCAAAUGCUUGCAGUGGCCAAAUCUUUGUGACCGUUCCUCCUGAUCACUUUGGUCCUAUACUUGCGGAGAAUGACCCGAAAAGGAAUAGAGGAGUUUUGGUGGGGGAGUUAUGGGAGGAUCGGAUGGAAUGUAGACAAUGGGGCGCCCAUCUGCCUCAUGUUGCAGGUAUUGCUGGGCAGUCCGAUUAUGGUGCGCAAUCAGUUGCUCUUUCUGGUGGCUAUGAAGAUGAUGAGGAUCAUGGAGAGUGGUUUCUCUACACUGGCAGUGGUGGUAGAGAUUUAAGCGGAAACAAGCGAACGAACAAGGAACAGUCCUUUGACCAGAAAUUUGAGAAGCUUAAUCAGGCAUUGCGCGUUAGUUGCUUGAAGGGUUACCCUGUUCGGGUGGUGAGGUCUCACAAGGAGAAACGCUCUUCGUAUGCUCCUGAAUCUGGUGUGCGCUAUGAUGGGAUUUAUAGGAUUGAGAAAUGUUGGCGGAAAGUUGGAAUUCAAGGCUUCAAGGUUUGCCGGUAUCUUUUUGUCCGAUGUGACAAUGAACCGGCACCGUGGACCAGUGAGGAACAUGGUGAUCGUCCAAGACCUUUGCCUGCUAUAAAAGAACUGAAAAAUGCAACAGACAUCACCGUGAGAAAGGAAACUCCUGCAUGGGACUUUGAUGAAAAAGAACGCUGGAAAUGGAUGAAGCCACCACCAGUAAGCAGGAAACCGGUUAUUACCGGAAAACCAGAAGAUGGAAAGAGAGCUCGGAAGGCGCAAAGGCUUGCUCAAAACUUAUCAGUUAGGGAGAGGCUGCUGAAAGAGUUUAGUUGCCUCAUAUGCCGCAAAGUGAUGACGUCGCCACUCACUACUCCCUGCGCGCACAACUUUUGCAAGACCUGUUUGCUUGGAGUGUUUGCAAAUCAGUCCUUUGUGCGUGAGAGGAGUCGCGAAGGCGGCCGCACCCUUCGAGCUCAGAAAAUUGCUAUGAAGUGUCCGGCUUGCCCUAACGAUAUCUCCGACUUCUUACAGAAUCCUCAGGUCAACAGAGAGAUGAUGGAUUUGAUCGAGUCACUUCAACGCAAGACUGAGGAGGAAAACGUUGAGGAGCAGCAACAGAGCGAGGAGGGCGGCAGCGACGGAGAGGAAAAAUCCGCCGAAGACGAAGACAACAUUGCGGAGGAAAAACAGCCUGCUGAGGGCGAAAGCAAAAACACUGAGGCUGACGCUGAUAUCGAGACAACUGAUAGUGUGAAUGAAAAGAGUUUUCCGAAAACUAAUUUGGAAAGCGGCAAGGGUGAAGCAACAAAAGAACCAAAUGAGGUGAGCGGGAGAGGCUCGCCUAUUGUUUGUUUCAAACGAAAGAAGGCUCUUGCAGCCGGCCCGAGCGGUAAGAAGAGGCCGAAGACUUGUGAGUUCAGGAACAUCUCUGCCGAGGACUCGACGUUAGCUGACAAGAAACCUGACGAAGACGCCGAUAAUUCGGAAACAGUAAACAAUGGUGAGGAGACGAAGGCGGAAGCGGUCAAUGCGGAGUCGCCGUCGAGCCCAUUCAGCGUGCCCGCUGACGAUGAUAGUUCCCAGUGACCGACUUCUCAGGCAGGUAAAUGUUUUUGUUGUUUCAAAAUGUCUACCUUUUUUUUUUUUUUUAAGUACAUUUUCUUACUUAUUUUUGCUUUUUGGGGGGUGGUAAUUAAAUUUAAGGUUUUAAACAUAGUGGUCAGCACCAGGUAUACCCAUAUAGAUAACACCAACAUGCCUGAAGAAUGUGUGUCUGUUUUUGGUUUUCUUUUUCCGAACUCUGAAAAACUCCUUUCAGUCAAUUAAAGUUGUUGUGGCAAAUUUUUCAUUGCUA